Messenger RNA from Prorocentrum cordatum, 425 nucleotides. Lineage: Eukaryota; Dinophyceae; Prorocentrales; Prorocentraceae. The record is from the annotation of a GenBank genome assembly.
GACCCGUUUCCCCCCCUCCCUCCGCUCAUGGGGCGCCCGCGGCCGCCGCCGCAGCGGGGUCGCGGCGUUGGGCUGCCGCGCGGGGCUGCCUUGUUCUUCCUCCACCCUCUGAGGACGAGGUCCGCGACUGUCUGAGGCUGCCGAGGGCGUGCAGGGGGCGGAGUCGUGCCAGCGGAGGCACUGGCGACCGAGGCGACGGCAGUCUGGCCGAGGACGAUGCGUGGGUGCCCACCUCCCCAGCACGCGCAGAUGAUGACAACGUGGCGAGCAUCGUCGCCGUCGUGUUGGUGUUGUGUUGGGUGUACAUUGGCAGGUACAUGUACGAGUGCGUUUACCUGACAGGAGGUAUUAACGUCCCGGGCGGCUUCUGUGCAUGGGAGACGCGGUGGUGGUUGGAGAGUUUGGUGACCCAAAGUUCCGGCUGA